Messenger RNA from Cyprinodon tularosa, 7092 nucleotides. It is a transcript of the gene phldb2b, whose product is annotated as pleckstrin homology-like domain, family B, member 2b. The record is from RefSeq and is a predicted model, not a curated record. Gene Ontology annotation, molecular function: protein binding. Gene Ontology annotation, biological process: regulation of microtubule cytoskeleton organization. NCBI's taxonomy places the organism in Eukaryota, Metazoa, Chordata, Actinopteri, Cyprinodontiformes, Cyprinodontidae. The transcript has 26 exons. Gene Ontology annotation, cellular component: basal cortex. Bases 357 to 4895 code for a protein of 1512 amino acids.
UGGGUCUGUUAACACCUGCACAUUACGCUCUGGGUGUGUGAGGGGGCAAGGAGGAGAGGCGGACACACUCCCUCCCCUUGUUCCCUGUCCAACUCUGCUUCCAGCUGUUGCUGCAUUCCUCUUCUGGUCGCAGUCAGCUCAGGCCGCCGGGCAUUUUUUCUUCUUCUCUAAGUUUUGCGUCUGCUUUUUAGUUGCACUUCUGUGCGUAAAUGCAACACUGGAUUAUAGGACUUUGCUUAGACGUAAACAGUUGAAGGGAUUGUUCAUGGUAGGAAUGCCAGGAGUAUUAGAAGGAGGGGUAACAUUAUCAUUGAGGAGCUCCUGAGAUCCUGGACUGAUCUGUCUGGUUCUGCGCAAUGACAGAAGUGGCCAAUUGCGCAUCUGGAAUGGAAUCUGAGAUGAUGUUUAAGCCAGAGUCGGAUCAGAUGUGUGCACCAGAACCCAAGUCUCCACCUUUGGACCUGAUAGACACGGGGAAAGGCUUGAAAGUCCAGACUGCUACGCCUCAUCUGGUUAGCCUUGGCAGUGGGAGGCUGAGUGUUGCUAUCACCCUGCUGCCACUAAAAGAAGGGGUCACACGUAUAGGCCGAGAAGAUGCUCCAGUCCCUCAAGACAUCACGAUUGAGGGGCCUGGAAUCGAGGCUGAGCAUUGCCUUAUCAUCAAUGAAGGAGGAGUUGUGACCCUUGACCCCUGUGGUCACCUCUGCAGUCUGGAUGGAGUCCAGGUCAACAUACCCACACCGCUUACACAGGGAUAUUCUCUCUGUUUAGGUAAGUCCUACUAUUUUCGAUUCAACCAUCCUGCAGAGGCCAGCCGAAUGAAGAGCAUGCUUCCUCAGAAGAGCCCAGUGUCAGCUUUAGCCUAUAACACAGAUUAUCUGAAGUUCAGCAGUGACUACAGUCAUGCAGUAGGAGGCGCCGGCAGUGCUAGAGGGAUGCGAUCAGCCUCUGAGCUGCGGGAUUUGAUGGACACCCUGCAGCGAAAGAAAAUAGCCCUGGAAAACAGCCUGAGAGCCAAUGGGAAUGCUAACCCCUCCUAUUUUAGCGUCACGCAGUCUCCACCCACUACUCCCACUCCCAGUCCUGCUGCGUCUUCAUCAUCCUAUCAGGAUCAAGCAAGGCGUCUCUACAGCUCCGAUCGUCCACCUGUUUUCUUGAAAUCGGGCUCCAGCCUUCCCCCUGGAAGACGAUCUGACCCUUCGUCUUCCUCUCGUACUUCUCUAAGCCGCGGUCAGGACACCCGGCGACUGCACAACCCAGGCUCCUCCCCUUUGUUGUCCACGUGGAACGGCGGCGGGUCCUCUACUUCUGUUGCCAGUAGCGAUAACAUUCUCCUCUCUCUCCCUCCCUCUUCCGCAUCCCGUGCUCCAUCGUCAGGGGGUGCUGCCAGCAUGCCCUCAAGCCCCCGUUUGGGCCGGCGUAACCACGGCAACCAGGAAGUAUUACCCGCCAGUCGAACCAGGAAAUAUUCGGCCGGGUCGCUGAGCAGUCUGAUGACUGGAGGACACAGCCGAUCACUCCCACGUCUAUGUCCCUCCCCGUCUCCUCGGGGUGAUAGCAGCAGAACGCUGCCUCUUUCAACACUCCCUCUGAGACAGACGGAUAUUAACGGGAGUUACAAAUUAAGCAAGGAGACUUACAGCAACAGUCCAAAUGCAAAUUCUGAAUUCAACCACACCUUCCAGCAAGUAUCCAACAGGAGUUAUACCCAAACCAACGCUCAGGGGGAAGGUGUUGUAUCUAUUUCUCUUUCCUCCCCCAAAAACUCUUCGUCCUCAACUUGUUCCAUCUCAUCAACAACUACCCCACCAGAUGUGACAAUCCCGUCUAAAGCAGGAGGCUCCUCUUCUCCACGUGUCGCCAAAAAACUUAGCCUGACCUCCACCAGCUCCUUUGGCUCAGUCAGCUCGACUAAUUCCAGCCCUCCAGACGCAGGAUCUCAUUCCACCCAAGGAGUGUCUUCAGGUGUAGAGAGGUACUCAGGGGAGAAAGAAAGGCGAUCUGGAGGUCUGGAGAACACCUGGGCUGGGGAGACGAGGGCUUCACUUGGGAAGGCAGGGCUGGAUCAUGGGACCGGUCUAGGGGAGAGGAGACAGUCAUUUGGAAAAGCAGGAGUGACUCCACCUGGGGGAUUUAGGGAGAGAAGGGGAAGUAUUAGCUCCCUUAGCGGGAAGGAAGAACUGACAGACUACCACCAAAGGCAAAAAGAGGAGAGAGUUCGUGAGCAGGAGGUGGAGAGACUGGAGCGACAGCGGCUAGAGACCAUCCUGUCUCUUUGUUCGGAGCUCGGGCGUGCUGAGAGGGACGGAGGUGGGCCGGCGGCCAGUUCCACGUCGGCUGUCGCCAACCUCCAGAAGAUUAACCAGGAGCUGGAGAAGCUCCAAGUAAAUGAUGAAGAAGAAGAAGACGACGCCCCGUCCGUGUUUUCAGACUCUUCGGCUGUUAACGGAUCCAUAGGUAGUGGUCACAUGACCUCCCUGGGAUCAGAGAACGGUUACCUUGAUGAGGACCUACAGGUGCGGCGGAGGCGCAGCAGCGGACACAGAGAUUACAGGGCCGAAUCGCCUGCUGUCAGCCUUCGAAGCUUUGCUCCGUCCCCCUCUUUAAAAGCUCUUAGGACAAAUGAGUCUGCAGAGGAUCCAGCCUCCUGCCUAGGCCGAGUCUCGCUGCCUUCAGAAGAGGAAGUGAGGCGUGUGGAGGAGGAGAGAAUUCAGGUGCUGAACAACAUCGAGGAGCUGGAGCAGAAAAUCAAAGAUUUGGACAACCAAAUGGAGGAAUCUGCUAGAGAGGUGGAAGUUGAACGAGCGCUUGUUGAAGCUGAGCAGGAGUCGGAACUAGCUGCUCUCCAGCGAGAAAAAGAUGCUUUGGAUGAGCUUCACUCCAAGAUUGAAGACCUGGAGACAAAAUCUCAACAGGAAAAAGAAAAGGCGUGUGAGUUGCUGCAGGCAGAAAGGGACAGAGUAGAGAGGUUGGCUCAGAUUGUGUGUGAGCAGCGCUCCCAGCUGGACAGCUGCCCUGAAGCCACCAAGGAGCCCCUGCAGGAGCAGCUAGCCAGGGACUGUGAGGCACUAGAGGCAGAGACGAAGCGCUUUGAAGACCUGGAGUUCCAGCAGCUGGAAAAUGAAAGCAGACAGGACGAAGAGAAGGAGACCCAUACUCAAGAGCUUCUCCGAGAAAUCGCAGACUACCAGCGCAGCACUGUUACUCGCAAAGAGCGACUGUUGGCUCUGAAGAAGCAAGCAGCGCAGAUAACUGAGCAGGCUCAGAGAGAGCAGGAGAGCUUCCUGAAGGAGAAGAGCAACCUUGAUGCCAUGCUGCAAAGAGAAAAGGAAAGCCUCGCCACACUGGAAAGAAAAUAUGCUGACCUCACCGGUGGCCGGAGUUUCUCUCUAAGGGAGGAAACUGCUUCUUUAGCAGAUGUAUGCCGGUCCCUUCUUUGCUCUAUAUCUCUAAAGAACACUAAGGGCUAUGUCACUGUCAGUGAAAUCAAUGAGCUUUACUCACAGCUAGGGCAGGACCCUAACCCUGCCCCUUCCUCCUCUCUGGCCAAAGCCCCCAUUGGGUCUGAGGUAAACCUUUCCCCUGAGGAAGACACCACAAAGCCGACGGAGGACGAGAUUUCUCAAUCUUCAUCUGCCGACUGUUGCUCCUCCACCUCUUCUUCUUCUUCCUCCCAUGUAAAUUCUCGUCCCCUCCCAAAAACCCCCUCCGUGCACUGGCCAGAAAACAUGGUAACAUAUCGAGACCCCUCCCCACUCCCUGACUCUCCCCCACCUCCUCUUCCUGUCAAAAACCAUCAUCAGCGACACAGGCAGCAUCUCCGUUUGCUGGAAGAGAGAACACGCUCUGAGAAAGAAAGCAGUUCACAUAUGAGUGACACUCUGCCCAGGAAGAAAAACAUUCCCACUCUGAAUACCCAGUUUUCAUGUGCAACGCUGGGGCGCAGCUAUGCAACAAAGUCCCAUCAGCCUCUGGUUCAAAGCACAAGUUGUGGCAGCAUCCUUCCCAGAAUUCUCUCUCUGUCCAAUAAGGAGACUGAAUCUCGACGGCUACAAAAAGGCCAGUCCGGCUCGCGAGCCGCAUCCCAGACUAAUGUCUACCUCGACGCCUUUGGAUACCGUGAAAACCAGGCCUUUGACACGCUUAGCGUAGAUAGUAGUGACUCCAUUGAAACCAGCAUCUCAGCUUGCUCACCUGACAAUGUCUCCAGUGCCAGUACUUCAAAUGUGGCGAGGCUGGAGGAGAUGGAGCGCCUUCUGAGGGAAGCUCAAGCCGAAAAGAACCGCCUCCUAGAACACAAGGAACGAGAAAUGGAAAUGCGCAAACAGGCCCUGGAGGAGGAGAGGAGAAGGAGAGAGGACCUGGAGAAGAGGCUACAGGAGGAGACGAGCAGACGUCAGAAACUCAUUGAUCGUGAAGUGAAAAUGAGAGAAAAACAAAGGGCACAGUCGCGGCCACUGACUCGCUACCUCCCAAUAAGAAAGGACGACUUUGACCUGCGGGCUCACAUUGAGUCAGCGGGCCACAACACCGAAACCUGCUUCCAUUUAUCCAUCUCGGAAAAAACUUGCCGAGGCUACCUGAUCAAGAUGGGCGGAAAGAUCAAAACCUGGAAGAAACGUUGGUUUGUGUUCGACCGCAACCGCCGCACGCUGUCCUACUAUGCAGAUAAACACGAGGCUAAGCUCAAAGGAGUGAUUUACUUUCAAGCUAUUGAAGAAGUAUAUUAUGAUCAUUUGAAGAGUGCGCACAAGAGCCCAAACCCCUCCCUCACCUUCAGCGUAAAAACGCAUGAUAGAGUGUACUACAUGGUGGCUCCCUCUCCUGAGGCCAUGAGGAUCUGGAUGGAUGUGAUCGUCACGGGGGCUGAAGGAUACACUCAGUUCAUGGUGUAGCGACAGGAGGAGGCUUUUCUUUUGUCUUCUGGAUAUCUCUCUUUUGGGAUUUUCUUUCUAGAGAAUUAAGGAAAAAUCAUCGCUCAUGCCGACUGUGGACAAAAGCAGGAUUAAUAUUACAAUAUUAUACAAAUUGUAAUUUGCUCUUUAAAAAACUACAAGUCACUCUUACAGGUACUGCUCUUCACAGCUCCCCCUUAGGGUUGAUCUUAACUUACCUAUUAAUUUAGCCUAGAUAUCAAAUAAUUUCUUCUCCAGGUUUAGAUGAGAAUACAGCAACAUUUUAUUUUUGAUAAGAAAGUAGAAUCCGUGGGGAUGACCAGGCUUUUAGCUAGCAAUGUGUACAGCUGUACAGUAUAUAUUGAUUUGAGAGAUUUUUUUUAUUGUUCUGGUGCUUUCAGUUUGUACCACAUACCUGAAAAAUGCUAACAUCUACUUCCAGCUGCCAUGAACAGUAGCGGAAAACCGCCUGCUGGGGAUUCCCAGUGACAGUUCACCUCCAACGGCGAAAUAAUAUUUUAAGACAGACUGUAAUCUUGAUGAACUGACUGCAUAGACAAUGUUUUAAGGUUAACUUUCUCACUUAAAAACAUAUUAAAACUACUUUUUACCCAUUUAUCACAACAAAUGUAACAAAGCCACUCUCUGCCUCUGAACACGGGAGCAGCACAAGCAUCAGAUGCUUCUGGACACACUUCACUGGAUAUGCUUCCGGAGCAUCAAAGAUGCUCCUGACCUGUAUGAAAGCUUUAAAAAUUAAGCAGUGGGCACUUUUGCUGCUAAAAUCAUGGUGUGAACGCAGCAUUACUCUUUAUGAUUGCUUGAACUAACCUAUGAAACAUAAUAUUGUAUCUAAAAAUUUUCUCACAUCUUCAUUAUGAAAUUUCCACCUCUAGUCAAGCACACAUACUUCCCAAAAUCAGGACAAAAGUAUUGUUGUAACAAAGACAAAAAGUUUGCUCCGCCUCAAAAUGCAGGGAAUAGCAUUUCAGAGAGUCUGAAAAUUAAAUGAUGUUCCCUACACCCUGUGCAAAGCCUAAAGAUGUGAUACACCAAGGUUUAGAUCCUAUGAAGUAUUCCUAGCUAAAAGCCUGGGGAUAACGAAGCUCUAACCUUAAGCUGUAUAUUAUAUUGUUCCUAUCAAUAUUGUAACUAGGGGAUUCAUUUGUCAGUGCUCAGUGAAAACUUAUGUUAUACUUUAAAUUUUAUUCCAGGGUAAAUAGACAUUACACAACUUAAAUAAUUCAAUUUUGUAAUGGUUUAAAGUAUCAAAAUUAUUCCUGUGGGAUACUGGGGUCUGAACUUUGCAGUAUCCAUACCUGCAUGGAUAUUCUUAUUGCAUUAUCCACAUGAGAUAUAAAGAGGUUUCUGAUAUGUGCUCUUUGAAAAUCUAUCGAUCGUGGGCAUCAUUAAAUAAUACAAACAGAAAACCAUAAGGAUUGUGAUCGUUAUCCUGGGUUUUACUAGAGAAUCAUCACAGCCUCUGAUGCAAAGAGUAAAUAAAUAAGAAAAACAUAAAACACAAGGAUAUUCAUCUGUUUUUGUAAAACAAGUCACAAAGCCACAAGUGGCACAUGGUUUUAUUUGAAAUACAGUCACCUUCAACACAUAAGGUUUAAUUUUGGUGUUUAUGUGGCUGUAUUUUUUUUUUCUUUUAUAUGUAUGCAAUAUUUAUAAAGUAAGUUUUCAAAUCUGUGCCAAGGAUUAUGUUGUUUUUAAGAUGCGUAGCAGACAAAUCUAUGGUACAUUCUUAGCUAGUAAUAGAAUCCCACUUAUUAUUUUGCUGCCUUCAUAAACAUUUUUUUUUUUUGCAUUGCAUUUAUUACCCUAAUAAAAUGGUUUAAAUGACUGUCCUAAAGUUAUAAAUGCAGCUUUAUAAUAUAUCUAUAUGUAGAUAGCUAUAAUAUCACCCAGCUUUGCGUUGAUUAAUGUUGUGUUGACCAAAGUGUAUAUCCAACUGUAUAUAUGAUUUCUUUGCUUCUUUUAAAGAACAAAGCCAUCAGAGGUAUAAAAAUAGUUUUAACCUGAUGAAACCAGGAUAUGGUUAUUUGCUGCCUAUAAUCAAGCUGCUUCCACAAUUUGGUUCAUGUUAUCAAUAUAUUUUUAUAUACAUAUACAUGUUUGUAUGUUAAUAUUUAUCAUUAUCAAUGCAUCUUAAUUUUGUAUUUUCAUAUGAAUAAUAAAUGGUAUAUCUUCA